CGAUUCAAACUGAAGAAAUUUCAAUUUUGAGUUUUGAAUUUCAAAUUCAGAAUCAUUUUAACUUCACCGAUUUUCAAAUUCAAAAUUUGAAUAGAUAUUCCGAUUGACAUCUUUGAAUUAUUUCAAAUUUUACAAAUUUCUGGUAACAAUCACACAUUUUUUGAGAUAUAUUUCAAUCGAUCUGCAAAAAUCACAUAAUCACGAUCGGGCUUCCCUGAUAUUUUUGAUCACUACUUCAACUCUACUUCCAAUCGGUGUUUGUCAUUGCUUCCAAUUGGGGGGAUUGGUUAUAUCUGCUUCGCUGAUACACACUCACACAGGCAUUAGGUUGAACAGAAGGAAUACUAUUUGUCGGCAGUUUCCCCUACCCUUGCUGUUGAGAAUCAUGAUUUCAACCUCUUCUGCUGAUUAGGUGAAACCUGUGGAGUACAUGAAGAUGAUCUCUUCAUUGAAACCAGAAUUGUGGACAGAUGGAGCUCUUUUUGGAUCCACUGUUAGAGGAUGCAGUACUGAAGAACGUCGACGUUGUGCUCAAGAGGUUUCUAUAUUUACGGUUUUGGGCUUGGAGAUAGUGUUGAUGAACGGGCUACACUUUUGCAUGCUGUUACGAGGAGGUAUUGCAAGAUACAAGUGUUUGAACAUGUAUAUUUACCAUCUUACCCUUGGAGGCUUUGCGCUUGUCUUCCCACUUGAUGGAAAGUGUAAACAUUUGUCUGACCUCGGGCUAAGUGCUAUGGCUAGUGAUGGCACAAAGAUAAAUCUAAAAGCAACCAUUUAUAGGAAAGAUGCAUCACGAAUUGUUGAUGGGUGCAUCUGCUACACCUGCCAGAACCAUACCAAAGCAUACAUCAAUCAUUUGCUUAAUGUCCAUGAGAUGUUGGCUCAUAUUCUUCUUGAAAUUCAUAAUACACAUCACUAUUUGUCCUUCUUUGGGGUUAUUAGAGAAGCAAUUACAGAAGGGAGAUUUGAAGAGUUAUGGCAGAAUUUGUUUGAGAAGAGGCGUGAUCAUCUUUUGGCAGCUUCACUGAGCGCUUAUGAAUUAGAAACUCCGGUAAGGUUAAGGGCCUAGUGAUCUUUGGAAAAUGGAAAUGUUUGUUUUGUAGCUGACGAGAUCAAGAUUACUGUUAAUGGAUGGACUUGAAAUAUAGAAAUUUUGGAUGAGUUUGUUAGUUGACUUAAAAGAUAAAAUUUUGGAUUAAACAUACACAUAGUUUAGUAAUUAAUUGUUAUAUUUAACUAAAGUUGUAUUUUUACUAAAUGACUUCAACAAAUACUUCAUAAGUGUCAACAUGAAUUAGUAAAUGGGUCGAAAUGAGAUGUUGAGCCUUGAGGUGA
This is a messenger RNA of Lactuca sativa (garden lettuce), 1335 nucleotides long. The record is from RefSeq and is a predicted model, not a curated record. NCBI's taxonomy places the organism in Eukaryota, Viridiplantae, Streptophyta, Magnoliopsida, Asterales, Asteraceae.